ACAAUUAGAGAACCUAUCACAAUGACCACUACUAGAUGUUCCGCCGUCAGCCAUAUUUGACGUGAAAGGCUUUCCCCAAGUCAGCAGCGCUCAGAAAUGUUUGGAUUCGGUGACACAAGCAGAGCAGGUAAUCAGUAAAAUUCUGCUGGUGAUGAAUCGGUAACCUAUACAAGCAAGGGGAAGGGCCGUGGUAAGAACAGGGGUGCAGAGGGCAAAGCAGAAGACAAGGACAGAGCAGUGGACAACGACAGUGCAGGGAACGAGGGAAUAUAACUUGUGACGCAGAAAGUGUGAAGCAACAAUUUGAAAAUAGGACACGGUUAAAGGAACUUAUAACAGGGAUGUCAACUGAUAAUGUGAGAAAACUGUCUGAAAAUAACUGAAAGAGAGCUAGGAAAUGUGUUUGACUUAUGUAAAAUAAGUACAUCACCAUCACCAUAUAGAUACCAUCCCCCACAAGAACAGACUAGUCAAAGUUGGUAUAGGUGUGGCAAUUGUAGGGAGAUGCCAACAGAAAUUGAGAGGAAAUGCUGUGACAACCUCCCACGGAACUGCAUUUCAUUUCACACCUGAUAGACUGGCUUAGUAGCUUAUUGUGGUUUAAAGACAACAUUCAAAGACUGAUUGGAAUCAACUUCGUUUCUUGGAAACCAGAACUUCUGUUGCUUCUGGUUCAAUCUCUGCAGUGGUUCUGGAUAGCCUUCUUGGAUCAUCCUUUUCAGAGUAAUGGUUUGGGUUCGGCGGGGAGCUAUUCCGGUGCUGUGCGUUAUCUCCCUUGUGUCUUUACUCAACGUCAGAGUCGGCUUCAUCGAGAAUUUUUCGAAGUCAUGUUUCGCGACCGUCCGGGACCCAACCGCCGUGUACACUGAGCGCCAAAAGAGACUACGCGACACCUGUCUGCUGCAGCCCGCGGGACGUCUUCGCAGAAUCCUGUCUCACGACGCCUACAAGCUCUCCUACUGCGCCGUGCCCAAGGCGGGGUGCACGUUCUGGAUCAAUGUCUUCCGCUUCCUACACCGCGAGACGGGCGGAGUCAACGUCAGCAGCCCCUUCGAAAUACCCCGGAUGAUAACCCACUACGGAGCGAGGCAGAAGAUGAAAUACUACGACCUGGAUAGCGCCGGCGACUUCUUGCCCUACACGUUCAGGUUUCUCUUCUGCAGGGACCCGUACACGAGGCUGUGGUCGGCGUACGUGGACAAGCUCUUACUUCCGGACUACUGGAUCAGCGAGGGUCAGCUCAUUGUUGCGCGAAGGAGGAAACACGUCGGCGGUGGUGAAAAACCCUGCGCUAACGAUAUUUCGUUCACAGAAUUUUUGAAAUACGUCACACGGAGCCGAAUCGAGAAUCUCAACGAGCACUGGUCGCCCGUGAGUCACAUGUGUGACCCGUGUCGAUUUCAGCCGGAUGUUAUCGGUACCAUGGAAACGUUCGCCAGAGACAGCCGUUAUGUUUUGGCUCAGCGUGGGUUAGAAUAUUUGAUGGACGGCUACGAUCCUGUGUCACACGUGGAAGACGAGAUGGCUAUGCUAAUUACAUACAACUUUAAUCUGUUGGCACAGAAUUUUGUUGACAAAUGCUCAAAUACGAGGGAUUUAGCUCGCAGAUUGUGGAAAGCGUUUCAGAUAAAUGGAUAUUUACCAGAGGACGCGGAGCUACCCGUUCAGGAAAUGAAUUCUGCAACCGCUACCACGUUUACAGAUUUAGCCAAGAGAACAUACAGACAAAAUCCAAGAUCGUCUUCUCAAAUAAAACGCCAGAGAAUGAAGGCUUUGGCAGACGCUUUUCGAGAGGUGCCGCCAAAGAUUAUGGAGGGAUUAAAAAACAUUUAUGCAACAGACUUCCUAAUGUUCAACUACGAUACAGAUCCAUCGUGGAUGACGUUCAAUAGUUCACAUGGUUGAAAUUUGUUAUAAUUAUUAUUUUUUUGUUAAACAAGGUUGUGUUAUUUAA
Gigantopelta aegis is the source of this 1954-nucleotide messenger RNA. RefSeq names its product carbohydrate sulfotransferase 11-like. The transcript has 6 exons. Gene Ontology annotation, molecular function: sulfotransferase activity. Gene Ontology annotation, biological process: carbohydrate biosynthetic process. Lineage: Eukaryota; Metazoa; Mollusca; Gastropoda; Neomphalida; Peltospiridae. Bases 727 to 1905 code for a protein of 392 amino acids. The record is from RefSeq and is a predicted model, not a curated record. Gene Ontology annotation, cellular component: membrane.